CCCGGGCACUGGGCUAUUAAAUGUGAAGGAGGAGGAUGAGAAAGAUGACAUGAAUGGUCAUCAGACUGAAAUUAAUUGCUCCCUCCCUGCCGAUGAAGAUAACCCUGAUAUAGUGAAAGUGGAGAUAACAGAAGAUAUGUGUGUGAGUCGUCAACUGGAAGCCCCGGAUGAGGAAACCAGUGACAAUAUCAGCCCAGGCCGCAUGGAUGUGACACCUGCAGAGGGCUCAGCGGUUGAGCACAGAGGAGAACCGUAUGUGCUUGAUCACGUGAAGACUGAGGGGGAUGAAGUUCCUAUAAAUACGGCUACAGGUGAUGUUAAGACUGAAGUUACACCUAAUACAGAACAAACAAAUGAUCUGUAUGUAAAGAGGCAGCAGGAAGCUGUGAAGCAGGAAAUCGGUGACAAUAUCAGUACAGGUGAAUUCACAAACUGCAGUAAUCCUAUUGAUGAGCAGACUGCAAAUGAUUUGUCCAUUUUUCCCCAAAAUCAAAGAAGCCAAGUAGGAAAUUCAUGUUCUGAAUGUGGGAAAUGUUUCACAAAGAAAUCAUAUCUUUUUGAGCAUCUGAAAAUUCACACAGGUGAAAAAGCAUUUUCAAGUUCUAACUGUGGACAUUUUUUUACUCUGGAAUCUGAUAUCACAAGGCAUCACAAAAUUCACACAAGGGAAAAAGCAUUUUCAUGUUCUGACUGUGGGAAAUGUUUUACUCAGAAAUCACAUCUUAUCACGCAUCACAAAAUUCAUACAGGAGAAAAAGCGUUUUCAUGCUCUGAAUGUGGGAAAUGUUUUACUCUGAAAUCACAUCUGAUUACACAUCACACUGUUCACACAGGAGAAAAACCAUUUUCAUGUUCUGACUGUGGGAAAUGUUUUACUUGGAAAUCACAUCUUAUUAAGCAUCUGAAAAUUCAUACAAAAGAAAAACCAUUUUCAUGUUCUGAAUGUGGGAAAUGUUUUAUUCAGAAAUGGCAUCUUAUUAGGCAUCACAAAAUUCACACAGGUGAAAAAGCAUUUUCAUGUUCUGAAUGUGGAAAAUGUUUUAUUCAGAAUUCAGAUCUCAUUAAGCAUCUCAAAAUUCACACAGGCGAAAAAGCAUUUUCAUGUUCUGACUGUGGGAAGUGUUUUACUCUGAAAUCACAUCUUAUUAAGCAUCUCAAAAUUCACACAGGCAAAAAAGCAUUUUCAUGAUCUGAUUGAGGAAAGUGUUUUACUCUAUCACAUCUUAUAAGCCAUCAGAAAAUUCACACAGUAGAGAAAUGAUUUCUUUCUAACAGGUGGUGAGAGUACACAAUCCAUUAUUCCUGGGAAUUAGUCUUCCCUUCCAGUAGGAGGCAAAGAUUCCCAAACCCCAAGAGCUCUAUAAAACCGCUCAUGUCAUAAUAGGGUUGCCCGUGGUAUCUGGGUUUAUUUGCCAGUAUUCUGCUAAUUAUCUCAAAAUUGAGUCUCUUAUUAUUGGCUCUUUUAAGAAAGUUGGAGCAUGUGUCCAUUGUUUAGUUGAUUUGUUGGGUAUUAUUCCCUGUAACGUAGUUAAAAGAAUUGAGUGGUCUGACCACACACAUGGGUGGAUGGAGGAGGAGAUCAGGCUAGACACAAGGAUGUGGCUCAAGAGUAUAUGGUCUAAUGUUGAAUAGCUUUUGUGUGCUGCUGAAUAGAAUGUGUAGCCUUUAGUGUCCAUAUAGAGUAUUGUCCAUGUUUCCAUUAAAUUAUGUCCCCUUAGAGUUUCUGAGAGAGCUUUAAUUUUGUUGUUGCGUCUUUGAGAGGUUGUUAGGAUUUCCCCUGUGGUGUUGCAUCUAGGGUGUAAUGGAGUAUUAAAAUUGCCUGUUAGGAUUGUUCUUAUAUGUGUCCAGCUAGUAAGUAAGGGGGAGAGGCAACAGAAAAAUUUGUGCUGUUUCUAAUUUGGUGCAUAAAUGUUGCAAAAGAUCAUUUAAAUAUCAUACAUCGCAUAGGGCUAAUAGCACCCGUUACUUAGUGGUGAAACUUGUAUGUCUGAAACAAGGUUGUAGUUUCCUGGUUAUUUUUUAUGCUUCUUCUUUGGAUGUCCAGUUGGAUUUCUGAGUCCUGCAAGGGCAGCAGAUUUUGUUGAGAAGGUAUGGUUGGAAGGCAGGAAUGUCUACUCCCAAGGUCUGACAUAAAUUCAGUAUUUCGCUCACUUCUUUAAUGGUGUAGGAUUUACCGACUCUAUGGCUAUACCGCCAAAAAAUUGGCCAUUGCGCAUGGAAUGGCCAGUGAUGCAUAUUACGAGUCGCAGCAGUAUAGCUAUACCGUAAGCAUUUGACUGUAAUGCAACAUCCUUUCCGCAUUUUAAAAAAAAAUGUUUGAGUGCGGGUUUUUCUAGAGCACCGUAUUACAGGUUGUGCGGUCAGGCUAAAAUGCUUGCGUUACAGCCUAUACCGACACAAUCUAUUCUGCGAUCUGAGAGCAGUAGUUAUGGAUAUUGUGUAACAAAAAUGUUUCACAAAACGCAUAACUAAAAUGUUACAAAGUACACUAACACCCAUAAACUACCUAUUAUCACCUAAACCACCGCCCUCCUGCAUCACAAACACUAUAUUAAACUUAUUAACCCGUAAUCUGCCCACCCACCCACAUUGCGACUAUUAAAUAAACCUAUUAGCCCCUAAUCCGCCGCCGCCCCUCGAUAUCGCCGACCACUAAAUAAACCUAUUAACCCCUAAAACGCCGGCUCCCCUCAUCGCCAACACUAUAAUAAAGUAUUAACCCCUAAACACCCAGCCCCCCACAUGGUAACUACUAAACCUAUUAACCCCUAAACAGCUGUCCCACACAUCGCAAAACACUAAAUGAGACUAUUAACCCCUAAACCUAACACCCCCUAACUUUAAAUUAAAAUUACAAUUUAACUAUCUUUAAAUACAUAAAAAACCUAACACUACAAAAAAAUUAAAAACAUAAAUUACAAAUUAAAAAAAAACUAAUAUGAAAAUUUUUAAAAAAUCCAACAUUAUAAAAAAAAUAAACACUAAGAAUACAAAAAAUAAACGAAAUUAUCAAAAAUAAAAACAAUUACACCUACUCUAAUAGCCCUAUAAAAAUGAAAAAGCCCCCCUAACCUACAUUAAACUACCAAUAGCCAUUAAAAGGGCCUUUUGUAAGGCAUUGCCCUAAGUUAAACAACUCUUUUACCUAGAAAAAAAUACAAGUUCCCCCAACAGUAAAGCCCAGCACCCAUCCAACCCUCCAAAAUAAAAACCUUACUCUAAAAAGCUACCCAUUUGUAUGGACAUUGCCCUUUAAAAGGGCAUUCAGUUCUUUUACACUGCCCAUCAAAGCCCUAAUCUAAAAAAACAAAACAACGAAAUAAAAAAGAAACCUAACACUAACCCCAGAAUAUCUACUCACGGUUCCUGAAGUCUAGACAUCCAUCUCCAUCCUGGCGGCGACAUCUUCAUCUAUCGCGGGGGUGUCUUCUAUCUUCAUCCCUGCGAUGCAGAGCCAUCCUGGACAGCGAUGACAUCCUGCACGGAGCGUCCUCUUCAUACGAUCACUGCCGUACGCUGAAGUUGAAUGCAAGGUACCCGUUUCAAAAUGGUGUACCUUGCAUUCCUAUUGGCUGAUUUGAUUUUUCAAAUUAGCCAAUAGGAUGAGCGCUACUAGACUCCUAUUGGCUGAUUUGAACAGCCAAUAGGAUUUCUACUGAUGUGGGGGACCGGCAGCUUAGGGGUUAAUCAUUUUAUUUAGUGUUGGUGAUGUCAGGGGGUGGCGGAUUAGGGGUGAAUAACUUUAUUAAUUUAUUUAAUUGAAAUGUAGUGGUACAUUUUUAUUAUCUAGCAUUAUCAGUGCAUACUUCAAUACUCUGUUUCAUUGCAAAUGUUAUUUUGCAACUAAAGCAACUUUCUCUUACGGCUAAAUCAAGAGAUAAGUUGUCUCAGGGUGGAUUGUUUUAUUUUAAGCACAUACUGUUAUACUCAAACAUUAAUAUGCUCUAUUUCAGAAUCACUUCUAAGUAUAGACACCCUUUAAUAAUUACAGAUUAAUAGUAUUAAAAGGGUCCAUAAAAUAUAUAUAUA
This is a messenger RNA of Bombina bombina (fire-bellied toad), 4029 nucleotides long. RefSeq names its product gastrula zinc finger protein XlCGF17.1-like. Gene Ontology annotation, molecular function: DNA-binding transcription factor activity; RNA polymerase II cis-regulatory region sequence-specific DNA binding. The coding region runs from base 50 to 1189 and encodes 379 amino acids. The transcript has 5 exons. The record is from RefSeq and is a predicted model, not a curated record. Lineage: Eukaryota; Metazoa; Chordata; Amphibia; Anura; Bombinatoridae. Gene Ontology annotation, biological process: regulation of transcription by RNA polymerase II.